Molecule: messenger RNA, 452 nt
Organism: Venturia canescens
Lineage: Eukaryota; Metazoa; Arthropoda; Insecta; Hymenoptera; Ichneumonidae
Exons: 3
Coding region: 1-405 (134 amino acids)
Source: RefSeq, a predicted model, not a curated record
AUGAACACAUCGAAAAAGAAAAUAUGUUGCAAAUGUGACAUAAGCUCGGAAGAACUUAUAUUUCGUAACACACCGAAUUCUCGAGGCCAUUGCACAAGGACAGACGAAAGAGAGGGAGGAUUAAGCAUAUCGAGUGUCUCGUCCUCAGCCGGUCUUCCGACGACCACGAUCUUCUACGGUCUCGAGCCCGAAAAAGAGCCAGUUGGAAAAAAAAUUGGGUCUCUUCUUGCGGAGUGGGUGUGCAGUCUUUUUAUUAUUCAAGCGAGAAAAGAUCUCAUUCGAGGGAAGAAAAAUUCGAGGGAGCGACACGUUUGUGCGGUAAUAGAAAAUCAAGCUCACGGGUCAACGUCACGCAGAACAGUUAUUUUGAAAAUAUCAAUGCAAUGCGUUAUUGAUUAUUCCUAGAAAAUUACGACGCAAAAGAGGCUGUGAGUAUGAAAUACUUUUUGAAA